UGAGUGACAAACUCGGUGACAACUGUCAGUAGCAGUCUGAAGGUCGAUAGUGGUGUUAUUUGAACCGACGAUUUAAUUUCUGUAAAAAUAUCUAAAAUGAAAAUUAAAUUUGAAACGUGGCCUGGAGCAUUUGACUCCCAAGAAGGAGUCCUCAGGAACGCCGGCGACCUUGAAAUCGCGCUACGAAUUUCAAGGUCGACGGUAUUUCUGAUGGUCCUGGUGCCUCAGUAAAAAUUAUAAAAGAAUUAUUGCGGGACGCAGGUCUUCCAAUGGUGCCGCAAUGUCUCUUUUAUUUCGGCCAGAGUGGAUCUGGGAAAUCCACCUCAAUAAAAGGGGCUGGUGGUAUCUUGGAGCGGUGGUUCGAUGACGUUGAUCACGCGGAAGUAAGCUCUAACUGGUGAUUGGAAUCCGAAUAGGGUCUGAGAUUGAGAUUAAACUAAGAGGAUGAGCUGGGUAGUAACAGCCCUAGGGGUUGCUUUAGCCAUUGUAGUCAUCGCUGGAGCAGCUUUCGCUUUUUACCGGAGAUAUUGUAUAAAUUGGAAAUGGGGUACGCGUAACAUCUGGAGUGUAUGCGAAGAAUGGAGACAGAGAUUGUCUUGGUUAUGGGCUCCACGAGAAGAGAAGGUAGGACUGGUGAAAGCUCAGCAUCCAACCGCCCAGACGAUUCCGGGACUUUAUCGACAGUCUGGUAAUACGUCUCAGCAUCUUUUACACAGCGAUAGUGAUCUUCGGUUGGAUGCUCAAGGAGCUUUUACACGAUUUGAAGCAGUAGAUCGAGAUCUUCAUCCUCCCUUGGGGGUCAAUUCAAGUAUGAUACCACCUCAGCCAUUGAGACCAGCACCCCAACCAAGGCCAACUGCACGACCUAGACCUUCUCCAUUGCAAACACACAGUGCAGCAGAGUAUUUACGAAUGCAAGAAUCAGGACCUGGGCCUUUGACACCACCACCAGUACCACGACCUACAGGUCCUCAUAAUCGAAAUGACCGAAACAUGGCACCAUCUGUUUUUGUAUUUCAAAAUGAAAUUCCAAAAACGUAUAGUCAGCAAAAUAAACAAUCUAUUAAUGGGCUGACUUCAUUACACUUAAAUUCACAUACUAAAUCUGUACCUGAGAGUAUUCAAACGACAGCUUAUUCUGUCAAUAAUCAAUCACACGUUAAGUUGAGCUUUGAAUCUCAUUGUGAUAGCUUAGAUAACUUAGAAGAAAGAAUCAAAGAUACAUAUUUCAGUAGAAUUAAUCGAGAGGCUCCAUAUAGACCUUAUGAUCUUAUCGAAGACACGGCUAAGCUAAAAUAUGGAGUUCCAUCUUCUCAGCUCAAUGAACGUGGCAUAAAAAAAAACUCUGAAAAUCUUCGCUCUAUUUCAAGUUAUCCUGAUUACAAGACUUCGACUCAAAAACAACACCAACAACAGCAGCAGCAACAAGAACAACAAGUACAACAACAACAACAACAACAGCAAGUAGAACAACAACAACAACAACAAGUAGAACAACAACAAGUAGAACAACAACAACAACAACAACAGCAGCUGCAGCAACAACAAGUACAACAACAACAGCUACAGCAACAGCAGCAACAGCAACAACAACAACAACAACAACACCAAAUACGGCAACACGUAAGAAACGACUCGAGGGGUUCAUUUAGCAGCUUCAAUUUUACCAACUCCAAUUCAACGACUCAAACAAUUAUGGAGUCGAUAUAUGGAUCUGAAACAAUUUCAAAGUUACUCCAAAAUUCACAGAUAUAUCCACAUAAUCUUGGAGAAAAAGAUGAAAUGAUGCAAAGUAUUGAAAUGACGCCAUUUAAAAAUGCAAAUAUUUUCUCAGAUGAUCUUAAUUAUGGCAUUCAUGGAAAUUCUAAAAUCCAGGGCCUGCAGAGAGUAUCACAGUAUAUACAGAGCUUACCAGAUAAUCCUAUUUAUGAUUCGUUGAGUGAUCAAACACAUGAUGACCUUACAGAAGACGAUGGAGUCCUUACACCGGGUGACACUGAUACACCAAGUCCUGUUCCUCCACCGGCACCACCAGAUCCUUCAAAUCACGAUUCACAUCGAAAAAGUAGUCCUACUACUGGCGAAAGAAUAUUCAGUGCACUUAGAUCUGUUACUUCUCAAAGUUAUAUUGAUGCGUCAGAAUUUUACAAUUCCGUGCUUUCAUCAGCUCAGCAAGUUCCAACGCUAUCUUUUCCCACAAUUAGGCGAUCGAGUCUUCAGUUAGAAAAAAGUGGUACGGUAAAUGGUAUGCAAGAUGAAGUUUCGAAUCUCUACAUCAAUGGUGAAUCCGCGGCGAUUAGUAUUGAUUGCUCGAGGCGAACAUCCGACCUUUACAGCCCCGAGCUUAAUUUGGAAGCUCACCGGACCGCACAAGAGGUAUACAACAGCCUUCAGGAUCCCCCGGCAUCACCGCUGCUUUUAAAAGACCUUAGCCAGGAGCCCUAUCCCUACAUGUCUGAUCCAAGUUUUACGAGAACCUCGGAGGAUAUAUUUAAUAGCUUGGAGCAGAGAAGGAAGAGUAUGGAAAGACUCAACGGGCUUCAUGAAUACGCUGAGAUGGAGGGCAUUGAUAACUUGAGAAGACGUAGCAGUCAAGAUCUCUAUAAUGCUCUUGAAGAAGUACAGUUGCAGAGAAGAUUAUCACAACAAUUAAUUGAAGAUUCGUAUGGAUAUUCAAACAUGGAUGUUGAAGGAAUAAGUUCGAAUAGCCGACGUAGUUCGCAAGGACCUGAACCUGAACCUCCACCUGAUGAAACAAACUUAAAGAGAGCGAUAAGUUGUGAAAGUGUUUGCUCAGAUACUAGUGUAAUACUUGGAGAUCUUGAAGAAGUUGCUGUUGUUGGACUCAUUUGCGUUGGUCUCGAGUACGAACGUUGGGGUGGACGUGGGGCUGAUAUUGAGGGUGAUCUUGUCGUUAGUGUUCUUGAAGCGAGAGACCUCAUUGCACCUGAUGGACGACCUGCUCAAGACACUCUUGCCAGAGUAUGCCUUCUGCCGGAUAGACAAACACAUGUACAAACCAGAAUUUAUAGAGGAUCACCUUCACCAAGUUAUCAGGAAAAAUUCUUAUUUCCCCUCGAUGGAGGUCCGCUAGGACGGACUAUAUUAGUAGAAAUAUUUUCUGUUGAAAUGCAUAUGGGUGGCGGAGCGUUUCUUAUUGGUGAAGCAUCAUUAAAAUUAGGACCUGCAGUAAGACCACCAGCAACAACGUGGCUGCCUCUUGUUUCUCCAGCUCUUCCAGUUCCUCAUUUAGGAGAACUCAUGUUUUCAUUAAGCUAUUUACCAACUGCCGAAAGGCUUACCUUAGUUGUUGUUAAAGCGAGAAAUCUGCAUACAAAUAAUCCAGUACCAGGAGAUUUAUUUGUUAAAGUAUAUCUGCUACAACAAGGAAAGAAAAUACAUAAGAAAAAAACUUCAACCAAGCGAGGUGAGAAAAGUCCAACUUUUAAUGAAGCCAUGAUUUUUAAUGUGCCUGCUCAUACUUUGCAGACAAUUCAAUUGAGACUGACGGUAGCUGAGUUAAAUUCCGAUCCUACAACAAAUACCAAAGCAUAUUCUGUAGGUCAUGUAAUCAUAGGUUCUAAUGCGACGGGAAAAUCAUUAACACACUGGAGACAAAUGUUAGCUGCUCUCAGACGUCCAGUUGCAAUGUGGCAUCCAUUGAGAAAAUAAUUUUAUUUAAUAAUAUUGUUAUUAAUUAUUAAAUUAAGAAUGAAAGUAAUGCAACAAACUCUAAUGAACUUCAAUUUGGGAUAAGUAAUUUUAUUAUUUUUUAUUCCAUGUGUAUUAUUGCCACGGUAAUUUUUAUUGCGAGAAAAAAAAAAUUGUUCGAUAAGUAAAAAUUUAAUAUCAGCUUGAAUAUAUACUUCUAUUGUCAUUUAAUGAUUCAUUCAAUUAAAAUCAUUAGUUCAUACUUCUGUAACAAAUAUCAAUCAUUCAUCGUUGCAGAAUAAAUCAUAAUAUUUUUAGUAAUUUUAGUUAUUUUUACUUUUACUACUAAAAAAGUUAUAUAAGAUAGUACUGUCAGUUUUUAAAUUUAUAUAUGAUAAUAAAAGAAUAUAAUUAAAUUUGUUUAUGAAUUUCAGAUCCAAUAAAAUAUGAUUUCAAAAGUAUGAAAACACAAAUUUUAUUGGUUCACUGUAACUCGUGAAAAAUUUAAUUCGAUUUUUUUCUUAACAUAACCUACAAAUACGCCGAAUUUCAUUAGAUUCAGAGUAAUUAUUCUAAACUGACAGUAUUAUCUCAAAUAGCAUGUUGCAAUACUUUGAUAUUUACUGCGUUUUACAGACCGAACAUAACUCCAUAAGAAUUUCCAAAUUAUUAAUGAUGAUAAUAAUUAUUAAUAACCUGUGUUAAAAAUGUUCGUUCCGAAUAUGUUUCAAAGACGUUCAUGACAAUGAACUUUCAAAAUUAAGACAAUUGUGUACUUAAAGUUGAACAUUGUUGGAACUUUGAAAAUCAUAAAUAGUUUGAUUUGACAAUUUUUUGAUUUUGAACAACAUUAAAAAAAAAGGGAAUCAAUUAGGAAUUAUGAAAAUUUACGACUUUUACCAGAACUAUUCAGGGAUGAGGCAAAAAAAAAAUAAAAAUGAUUUGAAAAUAUAUAUAAACAUUUUUUUUACUUUUAUUAGAACUUUUUGAGAAGGUCAGUUUUUUUUUUAUUUUUUUAAUUGUUCAAAAAUAGUCCAAAAAAUGAGUUAGUGGAACUAAUAUAAAUA
Molecule: messenger RNA, 4718 nt
Organism: Microplitis demolitor
Lineage: Eukaryota; Metazoa; Arthropoda; Insecta; Hymenoptera; Braconidae
Product: histone-lysine N-methyltransferase 2C
Exons: 15
Coding region: 445-3672 (1075 amino acids)
Biological process (GO): cellular response to calcium ion; regulation of calcium ion-dependent exocytosis; regulation of dopamine secretion
Molecular function (GO): clathrin binding; calcium ion binding; phosphatidylserine binding
Source: RefSeq, a predicted model, not a curated record